Trematosphaeria pertusa is the source of this 1002-nucleotide messenger RNA. RefSeq lists its product as uncharacterized. The transcript is spliced from 2 exons. Gene Ontology annotation, cellular component: mitochondrial crista junction; MICOS complex. Gene Ontology annotation, biological process: cristae formation. The record is from RefSeq and is a predicted model, not a curated record. The coding region runs from base 188 to 523 and encodes 111 amino acids. NCBI's taxonomy places the organism in Eukaryota, Fungi, Ascomycota, Dothideomycetes, Pleosporales, Trematosphaeriaceae.
GCGCAGCAGAACGCGAGCAUCUGUUCUACACGCAACAUCGCCGUUUAUUCCCUCGAUCUCUGCAGCGCCUAGCACUACACGUGGUGCAGAAGCUUCGCGGUCUCCAUUGAUUGCUUGCGCGACCGGCGCGUCGAACUGCGAGAAAGCGCGAUUCCAGAGGUUCCCUCCACCCGUCUAUAGCUUCAUCAUGGGCUUCACAACCGGCUUCCUCGGCGGCUUCACCCUCACAUCGGCAGCCCUAUACCUCACGAUAUCGCUACACACCAAGAACCGCCUCACUCAAGCCGCGCUGCUCCGCCAACAACGAAACGUCCUCCUGAAUUUCGUCGAGCCGAAGCCCGCAGAGCCGGAACCGCUGCCUAGAGAGGUGCCUGCCGGAUUGAUGGAGAUGGCGAAGGAUAGGUGGAAUAGGUCGCUUGAGGAAGGGGUCAGGAAGGUGUACGAGACGGAUUGGAGGAGGGUGAGGGAGGAUGCGGAGGAUAGAGUGAGCGCUGUGCUACAGAAACUGCGCGAGCAGAAAUGAGCGAGUAUUGACUUCAAGUUGUAAGAUGUAAGAGGCGGAAUGUGUGACGAUACCCUUCUCCCAAGGCAACAGACGGUCGGAACAUGAUUAUAGCAUGCGGUGACCAUCAGCAUGCUUUAGGCCGACAUAACCCGCGAUUGCCCAAGUAACGGCCAAAUCGUAUUCUCUAUGUUACAUCCUCUAGCGUUGGUUUCUUGUUUGCUUUCUCGUCAGUUGCGUCAUUUCGCCACUACCGCUGUCUUACUGUGCCCUGUUGAUGCUAUUCACAAGUCUUGGCGCCACCUGUCCAGCGUUUGCCUCAGCAACGUAACCCCGCUCCACCGUUUACUCUCACCUCAGAACCCCGACCUUGAAACUUUAACCAUCAACUCUCCACCAACCACCGCGCUAGCAUGUCGUCGCACGGCAAAGUGCUCGAUCUGCUCGACGACCGCUAUCUCAACCUGCAGGACGUCGCCGGCAAUGUCGAACCGUUUCCG